AUGGGAUCGCAGACGCGUCACGAGGAUGAUGAUCCGAAAACUAAGGCCUACCGUCUUAUCGGAUACGCCGCUGUCACUUUCUCAGCAGUCUCUGUUCUCUGCUUCUGUGUUACUAUGCCAGUUGUGUUCACCUAUGUGCAAUCCGUAAAACGUCAAAUGUCUCAUGAAAUGGCGACAUGUAAUGUGAAUGCCCGUCAGAUCUUUGAUGACGUGGCAGCACUUCGAGCUGGAUUCCCAUUCGCAUCUUCUGGAAACCGUACCGCUCGUCAAGCUGGAUACGAUACUCAUCCAAGCAAACCAACUGGAAACUACGGAGGAGAUGCUGAGGUUAAGGGAUCUAGCCCAGGAGCUGCUUAUGAGGAUAAGCCAUUUGUGGCUGUUGGAGUUGAAGAUGGACCACACACCGCUACCGUAACCGCUGACAGCGAAGGAACCUGCCACAGUUGCUGCCUUCCAGGUCCACCAGGACCACCAGGACCACCAGGUCGUCCAGGACCAAACGGAAAGGCUGGAGCUAACGGACUCAACGGAAAUCCAGGACGUCCACCAGAGGCUCCAUGCGAGCCAGUGACUCCACCACCAUGCCCACCAUGCCCAGCUGGACCAAAAGGACCAAACGGACCCGCCGGAUACCCAGGAGCCGAUGGACAACCAGGAGUUCAAGGAGACAACGGAGAGAAGGGACCUGAUGGAGGUCCAGGAGAAAAAGGACGUUGCGGAUCGCCAGGAAAGGUCGGAGAGCCAGGAGCCACUGGAGAGAAAGGAGAGAAUGCUGAGAACAACGAGCCAACUCCAGGACCACGUGGGCCACCAGGAGCCGCUGGACCACAAGGACCACGUGGAACUCCAGGACAUCCAGGAGAGGAUGGAGAGCCAGGAGCACCAGGAGCACCAGGAGAGAACGGAACAGACGGAGAGAACGGAGAGGAUGGAGUUCCAGGUGUUCCAGGACACGAUGGAAAGCAAGGAAGAGCCGGAGAACGUGGAAUUUGUCCAAAGUAUUGCGCAAAGGACGGUGGAAUCUUCUUCGAGGAUGGAACUCGUCGUUAA
Caenorhabditis remanei is the source of this 1050-nucleotide messenger RNA. RefSeq lists its product as uncharacterized. NCBI's taxonomy places the organism in Eukaryota, Metazoa, Nematoda, Chromadorea, Rhabditida, Rhabditidae. Bases 1 to 1050 code for a protein of 349 amino acids. The transcript is spliced from 3 exons. Gene Ontology annotation, molecular function: structural constituent of cuticle. The record is from RefSeq and is a predicted model, not a curated record.